This is a messenger RNA of Odontomachus brunneus, 3060 nucleotides long. It is a transcript of the gene KrT95D, whose product is annotated as phosphofurin acidic cluster sorting protein 2. The coding region runs from base 45 to 2573 and encodes 842 amino acids. The record is from RefSeq and is a predicted model, not a curated record. Lineage: Eukaryota; Metazoa; Arthropoda; Insecta; Hymenoptera; Formicidae. Gene Ontology annotation, biological process: protein localization to plasma membrane. The transcript has 12 exons.
GAGUCGUAGGAGUUGUGUUUGUCUCGUGAGCCGCUGGGCCAAAAAUGGCGGAACGGACGAAGGUGACAUCCCCGGCUACCCGGCCUGUUCCCAUGAGAUUGUUCGCUACCUGGGAAGUGGAUCGUACUCCUCCGAAUUGCAUACCCAGGCUAUGUUCCUUGACGUUGACUCGUUUAGUGAUUCUUCGUCCACUUGGCUCAGACUUGGCGUCCAUCAGCAUCGCGGUCAAGAUGCAGAGUUCCAAGAGAACUUUGCGUUCCAACGAGAUGGCCAUACCGAGCGGCGGUAUACUCGACACCGAAUUAGAAUUACAAUUUGCGCUUCAAUAUCCACAUUUCCUCAAGAGGGAUGGUAACAAGCUCUUGAUAUUGCUGCAGAGGCGGAAACGAUACAAAAAUCGCACGAUGCUCGGAUACAAAACUCUUGCGGAAGGAAUCGUCAACAUGGCGCAAGUGCUGCAGCGGCAGAUGGAUCUCGAAUUGGAACUGAUAUCGGACAAAGCGGAGAAAUACGGCGGUCAUUCGGUCGCGCUGGCGCGCGUAAGCGUCGUCGCGUUAACUUCCCAGCCGGUCGAUCACGAUAAAAGACUGACAAACGACCCAAAUGAGAGGCUCUGUCCAGAAUUUAGUGACGAAGAAGAGGAAUUUAGCUCGGAAGGCGAGGCGGAGGGCAGUGACAGCGAACCCACGUUAGAGGUGCACAGGCGGAAAAGUCGUGGGAAGAUUCCAACAAACGCCAGGCAAAGAAACUUAAAGCAAAAGUUUAUAGCUCUUUUAAAGCGGUUUAGGGUGUCAGAAGAGUUAGAACAUGAUCAAGAAGAGAUUGGACAGAAACUUUCAGGUGGCGAUAUGGAGAUAGAGGAAUUGUUCGACGAAUUGGAAGACUUGUCGGAUAGCGGACCGGAAUUGGAUACUAUGUCCGUUAGUAGCACACCGAAGCCAUCGCUGAGGCCCUUUUUCAGCUCUAGUCGAUCCCUACUGGCACCGCCUCAUUCUGUAGUAACCAGCGAGGAUACUGGAACUGUCUCCGCAACUACCACAUGUCAGCAGCCCGCGAGUCAAUCGGCUAAAGAGAAACACCGUAUUGGACACACCACGCCAGAGCGUGGAGUGGACAGACAAAGCGAUGACAGUUCUCGGAGAGCCGAUAGUGAUUCCCACCCUGAAAAUUGGACGGAUCACGAGGCAAAUGACCCACCGAAUUACGUAGCGGGUUCACCGCCGAAAUCGGAGCAGCCUAACAAGAGUGAGAGUUCCGAGAGAAGAAGUAGACUCUUUGCGCGCGAUAGAGGGACGCCCGGCAGUAACAAAUCUAAGAAGCACAGUCUGAGUGUCGAUUUAAAACCGUCGGCCGAUUUGAAUAGCACGGAACCGAGAAAAGCUCUGGUGGAACAGCUUGGCCGGAUAUUACCGGAUGACAGUUUACCAGAAGCUGUGUCACUUGUGUCAAUAGCGGAUCCUGGCGGUGCUGUCCUUGCCGCGAGACUUCAAGAAAGAAAUCACAGAGUGCUGACAACGGCUUCUCCGGCUGAUAUUCGUGCAACGUUCACCUGCUUGGUCACACGCAUACAGAAAUUCUGCAAUAGUUCCGCGAAACCACCCGCACCUAUAAAAGUUGUGAUCGCUGGCGGGGACAGUUUCAUCAACGCAGUUCUCCGUCACUACGUCGACUUGCUGAGUUUCAGACCGCCAGAUUGGCAAAACUACAUGAAGUUUUUGGUAGUGCCGCUUGGUUCAAACACGUUAACGAGAUACCUUGGUUCUGUCGACGUCAAAUACUCGAUGCUCUUCGGAGAUGAAUGGAAGGAGCUUCUGGAGAGAGAAGGAGGAGGAUCGAGUGAGGGCGCAGCACGGAUAUCGGAAUACUUAGCCGCGGCAAACACCGUUCUACCGCUACCCAUAGCAGAAGCUAUGGUUACGUACAGGGAGACGGAUGACAGCAGCCAAAUUUUUAUUCCCUUUGUAAAUGAUGUUCGCGUGGGUUGCCCAGACAGCAGUUCUUCCGCAUCUGUCGAUUUGGAAGAAAGUAAUGUCAGUAUGUCUGGUUCUCCGCCUUCUUUACCUCCUCCGAGUUUGCCCGUUCCACCACCUGGAAAAUUGACACCGCCUAGCAGUCCUAAUGUGGGCCAACCGGCGAGAGAAGGAUGGGAACCUGUGGAGCUUCAGCUAGAUUAUUGGGGUAAACAAACUCAAGGUGAAAAGGGAAAAAGCACAUUACGUCAAGCUUUUCGAGCGUUGCACGUGCAAAGACUUCCUCCUUUGGGCGAAGCUCCAGGACACCAUUUAUCCAUGAAUUAUAUGACGAAAGAAAAGAAACAAAAAAUAAUGAGGUUGGGCAAAAAGAAAGAAAAGGAAAAAGAGAACGAGCCAAAAAGUCAAACAGUGGAUAGUGUGACACGUCUUAUAUGUUCAGCAAAAACUCACAACAUUCCACUAAGAGUGAGCAUUGACGGUACAGAGUGGUAUGGCGUAAAGUUUUUUCAACUAUCAGCGCAAUGGCAAACGCACAUCAAGACGUUUCCGAUAGCUUUAUUGGAAUAUAAUCCACAACAACAAACUUUGACUAGUACGUAAAUUUAGGUUUUCAUCAUUGCAAUGAGAGAGAGCUUUUGGCAACUUACUUGCGUAUUUUGUGUCAUUACUGAUAAUACUAAUUCGACUCGUUUUAUAUACAAAUCCGAUGAUCAUAAACUUUUGAAGACUGCUCGGUCAAAUUUACAGAUUAGCGAAUUUUAUGAAAACGCCAAUGUUUGAGGUGUACAUAAUGUACAUUAUAUUCGUCCUAUGAAUUAUUUGACGAUAAUGAUAAUUUAAUGAUAACGGUAAGUUUUUACAGUCGAGGUAUUUCCCUACGUCGUAUAUAAAAUGUAUACACGCGUAAUAAGUAAUAUGUUGUGCAAUCCGCAAGCGGUUUGUGUGACACACACUCGCGAUAACUGUCUUGAAAUAUAUAUUCUAUUAAAUUAUAAAUUAUUAAGUUCUAAAGUGUGUAGUUUUCGUACGUCUAAUUUUUUAAAAUCUCUCGACAAAGAUAUAAUUUCAUCGCACAUGAAACUAUAAA